Messenger RNA from Mobula hypostoma (lesser devil ray), 14071 nucleotides. RefSeq lists its product as uncharacterized. The record is from RefSeq and is a predicted model, not a curated record. Gene Ontology annotation, biological process: positive regulation of DNA-templated transcription; regulation of transcription by RNA polymerase II; endosperm development. Gene Ontology annotation, molecular function: DNA-binding transcription factor activity, RNA polymerase II-specific; RNA polymerase II cis-regulatory region sequence-specific DNA binding; protein dimerization activity. The transcript is spliced from 29 exons. Bases 798 to 7691 code for a protein of 2297 amino acids. NCBI's taxonomy places the organism in Eukaryota, Metazoa, Chordata, Chondrichthyes, Myliobatiformes, Myliobatidae. Gene Ontology annotation, cellular component: nucleus.
UGGAGAUGGGGGAGGGCGCGGGAGUAACCACUACUACCAACACCAACCCGCUAGCGGAGAAAACCAGGCUGAGGCUGAGGCCGAGGCGCCUUUUGUUCGGUUGUGCAUGGGGGUUGGCGUUGGCCUCGGCUGCGCGCUCCCUCCCUCCCACCCACGGGCUGCCCAGACACUUGAGAGAGAGAAACAGGCGAGCUGAGCGGUGAGAAGGGGCGCCGGACCUCUGACAACCGCCGCUGCGCUUGGCUUGACCGGACCCGAGCCAGCCUGGCUCGUCCGGCGGGGAGAACAGGAACAGGGCCCCAGCCCCAGCCCGGCCGCCUCCCACAAUGGAGAGCAAUCACAUGUCCGGCUGCGCCCAUUGUCUGCGAGCCUUCAACGAUCUGCCCUGACAGCCGUUCCUGAACGCAUCCCGACUCCCUUCUCUCUUUAUCAGGCAAGCACCACAAAUAAAAUCCCGCUGCAGAAUCGGUCCAUGUGAAGUUGGCCGCCGCGAAAACGGCGCAUUAAACCCCCCAUUUAUUCCUCCGCCGCUUUAUUAAUAUAAAUGGGAGUUGUUGCUGCUUCCCUUCCAGGAUGUCCUUGCCGAGCCGAGUGUGGAGAGGACGCCUAAGCACCGACUCGGUGAUGGCUGACGGCGGCCAGGAGCUGCCGGGCUGCUCUCGCCCUCCUUUCUGCUCCAUGGCCGUGCAUUGAUUGAGGCGUCGCUGCGAACUGCAGGCUACUCAACGGAUUGCAAGCGCAGACCUCUCUAGUUUAAUAACACGCGCGCACACACUCACACUCACACACUCACCGCCAUGGACGGAACAGAAACUGAUGCCGUCGCCCCCCGUCAUCUUCAGCUUGAAGACAGUGAGGUGAUGAAGUCUCCACCAUCCUGCCUCAAGUCCGGCAACGUCAAGGUCUAUCUCAAAAAGUGGAGCAUCUGGGACAAAUUUUACAACUUGGGGACCGAGAUGAGAAUGUCCAAAAGGGGCAGGUUUAUGUUUCCAUACUGUGAAUAUUCCAUCUCUGGGCUGGAUCCUGAGAAAAACUACAUCAUGGCAAUGGACAUCUCUCCAGUGGACAACUAUCGCUAUAGGUACAAUGGAUGCAAAUGGCAGAUAAAUGGGAAAGCAACGCCACAUGUGAUGGGGAGGCUUUAUUUCCAUCCAAAUGGCAGUGUUUCUGGAAAAGAGUGGAUGGUAAGGCCAUUGUCUUUUGCCAAACUCAGAUUAACCAAUUGCCCUACUGCAGCCGAAGGCAGUGCAAUCCUUCAUUCAAUGCAUCGAUAUAUACCCCAAUUACACAUUAUUGUGGCUGAUGGAAUCAUUGAGAAGCUGAACCUGAAUGAUCCUCGUGUCUACACGUUUGUCUUUCAACAAACUGAGUUUUUUGCUGUGACUAAGUAUGAGAAUAAGUUUAUCAGGCAGCUAAAACACUUCUAUAAUCCUUACGGCACUGCAUUUCGUGACAUGAAGAUCUCCAAACAGGAUGUUGCAAAUAGCCGAAGACCUCGGAGGCGAUGUGAAAAGAAGCCCUUCUUUGAUGUAGUUGAAAUACAUGGCACCACAAAUGAUCAAGAGUCACAGCAGAAACUGAAGGCAAUUAUUCCCUUAAAGGAUGGAGCAGGAAAAAUCCAGGAAUCUACAAAUAAUGAAGAACCUUUGAAACAAAUGAGAACAAUUAUGCGUGCAGAAAAUGACUUGCAAAUAAAACAGUUAUUCAGUUUUGAAGAUCCUCAGGACCAGACUGGAGAGAUUGAAAAGCUUGAAGAGAAACUACGGGAAGAGCUGAGAUGGAAUGGAUCGCACGAAAUACUACAUCCAGUGCUACAGCAAUCUGGCGUAAAGCUAAGUGGCCUUCACCCCACCGAAUGGUUAAACUUGAAACAUUUGGGACCAGCUUUGACCCAUGAGCAUUCUGUUCCCAGUUCCGAGCAGAAUGUUGAAUCGAGUUAUUCUUCUAUUACUGGAUCUGAGACACAUACGAUUCGAGAAACCGGGAUUCCCUUUAUUUCCCGGACAGGAAAAACAAAUGACCUCACCAAGAUUAAAGGCUGGAAGAACAAGUUUAAUCUGCAGCCUGGGUCACCUGAUGACAAACCAAAUCCAUUACCUACAAGUGCCACCACUACAGUUCUUAAAAAUAGAUCAGCAUUUGUUAGCGAUCUGCUGGAUGAAUAUUUGGAGAAAGAAGGAAAGAUUAUCGAGCAGCAAUCUCUACUGUACGACUAUGAUAUGCCUGAAAUUGGUUGUGGUACUCCUAACCUGUUCGAUUCACCAUGCAAUAUUCAACAAAACACUAGCAUCCAUUCACCUGACUCUGUUGUGCCCCCAAAAAUUAAAUCUUCACCAUUGGAUAUGUCACCUGUCUUGGAGAAACACUUCAGCGUUACAAACAAAGGGAUAUUUAUCAGAGAUAUUCAAAGCAACAGCAUGAAUAGGAAGGCAAGGAGGAGAAAGCAGAACAGCAAUUCUGCGACUAAAAGGUCGAAAAUAUCCACUAAAUAUAAGAAUGCGUCGCGAUUAUCGAAUAAAAGUAGCCAGACUGGAUUUCAUGCUACAUCCCAACAAAAGAAAAAAUUGAAAACAAGUUCUACGAACCUUAAGGUUGUGCGUGUGGCAUCAGGUUCUAAAGGUGGAAAGAAAUCUGGUGGUUCAGGAAGACAUAAUGAAGCAGUGUACAUUUCAGAUUAUAAAAAUGGUGAAGAGCUAGAAGAAAGAUGUAAGCAGCUACCAGCGACAACAAACAGAUCAUCUGACUCUAAAACUAUUGAAAUAAUAUCCUACUGUUCAUGGAAUGAGAGUCGUGUUAAAAUUAUUAAGCUGAUUGCAGAGUGUGCUAUGGCUAAUAGACUUCCCUGUACACAGCGGCUAGACAAGUAUGAAAUCCAUUUGGAGAAAAGAGAAGGCACUUCGCUGUUUUCCCCUAAAAAGAGUGUCGAUUUAAGAGCAACCAUCCAGAAUUUCUCUGACUCUGAGGGCGUCUUUGACAAGCCAAUGAUGCAAACCAUGGUGAUCGAAGCCGUGGUUGGCAACUCUGCUUUUAAAGCAAAACUGAGUCAUUUAAUAUCCAAGGCUUCCAAGAAUGGUUCCAACCCACCACCUGUCAAACAGAUCAGUUCCCCAGUCCAUGUUGUAAUGGAUUUAGAAAAGAUCGUAUCGUCACCUGAAAAGUCCCAGAGUGGCACUACUACCGAUAGACUGACUACAGAAGAUCCAGCUCAGUCUCCUCCCAUGUUGAUUGCCCAGCAAAAGGAACAAGAUGUCUUUAUGUCAACCACUGACACUACAGUGAAAAGUGUUACCAACGCCCCCUCUUCCAUUAAAUCUGCUGUCACUACAUUCCGGAAGAGUGGGGCUUUGAGUACAUUGGUGACCAGUACAACUCCAAUACCUACUUCAAGCUGCUUUGUGAAUCCCAUUGCAUCACAGAACAAAACUGAAACCUCUUCUGCUCCAACUCGUUACCUGUUGUGUAAAACAAAAUAUUCUGGAUUGCCUUUAGGACCAACUGACUCUCUUGAUCAAGAUGGUCGACGGUACUGUGUCACCGUCCCAAGCACUUUGAAGCUACCGCCGGGAGACAGUCUAAUACUUCAUCCUGUUAAGUCUUUAGAUGGACGACAAUUAUACAAACACUCCAGUGGGAAAGUUUUCCAACUGGUUUACAGAAAAACUGCAGGACAGAUCCCUGUAAAAAAAUUUGACAGCCCUCAGUCACCUGUUCAAGAAACCCCACCUUCUGCUGCUGCUUUGGAAAGUGAUGAUGUCACUCCUGAUUGCACAACAGCUGCUACGAGUUCAGAAUCAGAUACCAAACAUAGUCCGUCAGAGAUGAACGCCAGGACAGGCUUUUACACCUCUGAAUCUCUUCAUGAUGCUGUUGCCUGUGAUCCAAUAACACCACCACUUCAGAGCAGUUCGACAACUUGGAAAUUGGUGGAUGAAGUUUCCCCACCCCAAUCGAGGCAUUUCUUCCCAGAAACCACCCCAACAGAGGUCAGACGGCUCAACAGGCCAUAUGCUAUCAUUCCUUCAGCUGAUUGCCAAUCCAAACCAAAUACUGAUGAAUUAAGCAAUGAUGUACUUGACAUAAAAACAGAAAUGGGUCCAGUGAAAUCUCCCGAGCCUGAAGAAUACAAUGAAAUCACUGGUAAUGUCAGGGCCUUUCCUGUGAAAGGUAGAGGGUUUGCUGUCACUGAAGCUUAUGAAACUCAGUGGGUGCCAGCAAACAGAUUUGAAGAGUAUCACAAAAGGACUGAUCUCACACAGUUUGAUGUACACAACCCUAGAGAAGCAUUUGUUGAGAGGGGAGUAUCGGAAAUCAAUACCUGUGAGCUGGUUGAUUCUGAUAGUUCUGAAGUAUGCACUAUGAGAGUAAAGGAGGAACCUUUGAAUGAUGAAGAAAAUGAUAGUUUUACUACAUUAAGAGAUGAUGCAUUUAGAAGCUCCAAGUUGUGGAACCAGUCAUUCAAUUUGAACACAGAAGCUGUGACUGAAGCAGAAUUAGGUGUACAGACUCAUUCGAAUACUAGAGGUCGAAUUGGAUUUGGAAAUUCGUUAACUGACCAUAUGCCUGAUGUGCCUCACAGGGGAUUUUUCCAGAGUCCGCAAUCAAUCACCCACUCCACUCGAAGAAAGGCAUUUCAGCCCUCUGAGCUGUGUGAAGCUCGAAAGAAGGCAAUAUUGCAUAACCUGAGAGAACGCGAGUCCCGCAAGAUGAUGGAAAAUCGUUUUAAAAUACUGAAGAACAACCUUUUUGAUGACAGGCAAAUGGCUUCAAAGGGUGCUAUCCUUGAUGAGGCCAUUGAUGUAAUCACUAACUUGGAUAAACAGUUUAAAAAUCUAACAAUGGAGAAGGAACUCCUUCUGGGGAAACAAAAGAUUCUGUUAGAGAAGCUUUCCCUCUUAUCUGAAAUUGAACCAACUAUAACACAAGGCGGCGUUGAAGAUGGUGAAAUAAUCGAAUCUGGAGAUACUUUGAAUUUCUCAAGGGAGAGAGACUCUUCUCAGAAUUCCUUUGGAAUGAAAUGGUAUUCAGAACGUAGUCCUUUGGAAGGCGUGCCUGAUCACAGGGCAGAAACUGGAGUGACUAUGAAUUAUGAGAGUAAUUCAGCCAAUUCUGAUGAUAUAGUUGCUGUUAAAGUUGGCGACUACUUAAGUGAGAAGUGUAACAAUCAGCUAGACUAUCCUGAUGGGACUGGCACCUUUCCAGUGAAAGAAGAGAAUAUUAAUGAUGAUGAAUGCCCUGCCUUUGAUUCUCCAAAGGAACAUUGUUUUGGAAGCUCCAGGUUCUGUAGCUUUUCAGAUUUCAGCACUGAUAUGGAAGCAUUGAAUAAACUCAACGUGGAUGCACAGGGGUGUGGUGAACCAAAGUUUGAUUGGACAGCCAGGGGGAAUGGAACAUGUCAUACACUGGAAGAAAAAGAAUCACGCACUUUGAUGGAAGAUCGGUUUAAAUUAUUGGAGAGCACAGUUUUUAAUGACAAAAAGGCCCCAAAAGGAGCCAUUCUCCUCAAGGCCAUUAAUGUAAUCAGCGACUUAGAUAUACAAUCAGAUCAACUCUCCAUGGAAAAGGAACUGUUAAUGAAAAAGCAGAGUAAAUUGCUAGCGGAAAUUUCACAUCUUUCAAGUUUGAGAUCUGAAGUACUUCAGGAACAGACAGAUGAUGGACAUUUCAGUGCAAAGGGAACCUCUGACGUACAGGCAUUAACCUUUCAGAAACCUUCUGAUACUCAGUGGCUUAAAAACAGUGAUCCUUCUGAAGCUGUGGUAAUAAACGAUAGCAUGUCAGAACGUCAGAGUGAUAAAGGAAUUCAAUGGGAGCAAGAUGAAGUGAAGGUCAGCAGCUUAAAUACCGUCAAGAUGGAAGGAAACACCAAAGAGAGUCACCAAGAAGUUAUGAGCACUGAUUGUUAUGACCUCUCUUCAAUAAGACAAAAGGCUUGUAAUGGUCAAGAUGAAGAUGCCUUCUUCUCUGUAGGGAAAGCAUCGUCUAUUGGCAGCUCUGAUUUUGGCAGUCAUUCUGAUUUCGACUUAAAUAUGGAUGAAGUAAAUGAAAUUGAUGUGGAAAUAUUGACUCAUUCAGAGAGUGAAAAUGUGGAUUUUGAGAUGGAGGAUGAUGAAGUAAAUUAUGACCUCUCAGUGUGUGAGAAAUUAUGUGCACCUCCCAGGUGGCAUUUUCAUAAUUAUUCACAAUCGCACAAGGUUCCACGCAAGAAAAGGCGGAUUAUAAAGACACGAAAUUCUGCAGAUGCUGGACAUCCAUUGCAACACACACAAAAUGCUGGAGGAGCUCGGCAGUUUAUUUUAAAGAGCGGCAUUGUGUCUGACCUACGGAAGACUAGGAAGAAUCCACUGCUGCACACCCUGAGAGAGCGAGAAUGGCGCAAGCAGAUGCAGAAACGUUUCAACGAGCUGAGGGAGCUGCUGUUUCAGGAUGAGAGAGUUUCAAAGCGUGCCAUCCUCAUUGAGAGCAUCAACGAAAUCCAUAAUUUGUGUCAACAAAGCCGCAAACUGUGUAUGGAGAAGAAGCUGCUGAUGAAAAAGCACAAGGCAUUGUUGAAAAUAAUUUCAGUCCUCUCAGCUGAGAAGAAAGUUAAGAAUCAGAAAAGUAGUGAGAAGAAUCCUCAGGACUGUGAACAUAAUGGAGCCACUGUUUCUACAGGACAGCCUCUGUCAUCUGCUGCAAAGGAGAGUAGUGAAGAAUCAGCACUCGUACCAAUAGCUGGAACUCCUUUUCAUCUUCUCCGUGAGAAAAUUGCAGUUCCUUCUCAUGGUGAAGAGCUUGGAAGUAUCAGUCCUGUUGAACAACCAGAAGGUCGUGGCACCAAACAACUGAUGUCAGAGAGUGCUUUGAUAUGCCAUCAAGAGGAGACUCGUUUAACUUUUCCAGAGGAUUACACGCAUAAGUCAUCAGCCCAAUCGAGAGAGGAAGUGGUCAUACAGAGGCAAGUGUUAAGAUCCGGACAAGUUUCUGAUGUGGUACCGAGAGCUGCAGAUGUAGCAUCCAAGAAUCGUAAGACUGCGAAUGAUGAAGAGCGUGUGAACUCAUUGAGCCAGAAGUUCAAAGCGACAACAGAGUUGGUGCCACUAAAUGAAAGUCAACUCGAAAAGCAUACACAAGGUCCUUUGUUUUGGUCAAUGUCACCAAGCCAUGGCAGUACGGCAGUCCCUCUGACAAAAGAUCAGUCAGAUCCAAGAUUAGCAGGAAAAGGGAAGUUACAGGUAAUCAGAUCAACAAAGGGACAGGAUAUUCUUCAAAAACUGGCCAAGAAAGUGCAGGAGGCAGCAAUUAAACCGUGGGUAUGGAAAUCAAAGCGAGAAGAUUCAGAGAAUGUUCCACAAACAUUGUUUGAAAGUGGUAGCAAGUUAAUCCAGUGUUUCCAAAAGGCUUCCACCGUCUCUGACAGUGAAUCUCCCAUCGCUCCAUUUGAAUAUACAGAUACAACAAAGGUCUUUGAGGAAGGUAAAAGCUUGCAUAGACUUCUGCCAGACCAAAUAUUGAAGCAGGGUCCAGCACAGAAUAGAGGAGAACAGGGGCAAAUGGAAUCUGAACUGGACAUGGACUCUGCCUCCUCCAUGGAUUCUACCACAGCAGCACAUGCAGUCAGAGAACCCAAAAUAUUCAUAUCUUCCAUAGAUAUUCAUUCAGCCAAUGAAGCAAAUGCAAAUGGAGGCUACUUGGUCCUGGAUUCCACACAAUAGUAGGAAAAGAUCCAGAAUGAAGUAACUGACCAAAACAAGUGUUACUGUCUUUCUUUCUCUUGCACUCCUGUGCUGAAGAUCUCUCCACGCCUUAAUGGAAGACUGACUGAGUAACCAAUAAACAUGUUUCUUGUUUUGGACAGAGGGGCAGUGACUAGAGACUGUGUUUGCCCAAGGCGAGUUUCUGAAACUAAUAGCAAGGGCUACCUGCACCCUGUGCUGAUGUUGGAUUUGACUUGAUGUUUACACACAACCUUUUUAAAACUGUUCAAGAAAGUCAUGCUAUGCUGCUUUCUUGGCCAAACUAAAGCCCAAGCUCUCCUUAUUCUGCCCUCAUCGAAGAUACUGUCCUGCCAGCAGGAGGGGAGUAGCUCUAUGAGUGGACAGACCUGCAAACCCCACAGCUGUUGAACCUUGUUGCAAUAUUAGUACUUACACAAUAAAGAUGAUUGCUGGAUGCAAAUAUGGGCAGGGAAAUCAAACCACAGUGAAAUUACAAUACCCUAUGUGAAAACUGCAUCCCAAGUGGACUGUCUAGCAAAAUGUUGUAUUUAUGGAGAUACUAACAGCAAAAUCAGUGCUCCUUCCCAUCCCAUGUAGGUUAGUAGUUGAAAUGAAUAUUUAAUGUGCAAAAAUAAACCAUAAGAAUUUUUUUUUAAUGUGAAUGAGGGGGCCCUAAUUCUACAAGUUAUUGAAAAUCUGUAGGAAUGGGGUCAUUUUACACAUCAAACUCUGAACUUCUGGAAGGCGUGACAUCCUGAUUGUUUGUUGUGCAUAAAGCAUUGAGAUAUGGGUUAAAUUUUUCAAGUUUCAAGUGCUCACUAAGCUUACAGGUUGGGAUCUUCCGUUUUUAACAUGGGAACAUAUUGCACAAAAGCAUUCACGAAAGGUUAUUUUUCCCCUUGUGUGGGUGUUACUGUGUACAGCAUUUGCCAAUUGUAUUUGACAUUUCAAAAAAGGUUUUACAAUCUUACACUAAUGUUAAAAUGCCUGAGAGGAUAUCUGUCCUUUUGCAAAUUAGCCAUUUAUGGGCUACACUUGAACGAAGUUAAACAGUUAAAAAUUUCAAAGUUGUAAUUCUUCAGGCUUAUCACUCGCAGCGGCUCUGACCAUGGGGCAGUAUGUGAACAUUGGGUUCAAAUGUACGUGCAUUUGACUACGAGGUGAGUUAUUUUAUUAUAAUUCCAAGUUAGAAGAUUUGAAAAGAUUUCUUCGUGAUUCCAGUGCUGGAUAUUCACUGUCCCCUAGCUGAGAGCUAGUUUAGGCCCUGCUUCCACAUUCUGAACAAACCAAUCCUGGAAUAAACUCCCUAUACAGUAGUCUAGGGGGGAAACCAGGCACUCUUUUGUAAUAUUUGACUGGACCUCUGUGUCAUUCUGGUUAAAUAAACUUAAAUUAAGUCCUAUGGUUGCCUCAUCCAGAAUUAUCUUGUCUGAUCAGAUGUAAGUAAUGCUGUGUUAUUUUAUCCACACCAUCUUCUAUAGGAAGCAGGAGAUCCCUUGUGCUAUUUCCACUGGUAGCUCUGGAUGUGAACAGCAAGUUUAUAAGCUGCUUUUCACUUGGGUGUAUUGGUGCUGUCUCCAUACAGCAUAGGCUUUUUCUCUAACCAAUACUUGGCUGAGGUUACAAUGUUCCUCAUGUGGCCCAGCACUGUAUUGUACUUCAGAGUGUCAGUUUGUACCACAGUUCUUUGUAGGUCAAACAGUUUGCAAAAGUCUGUUUUAAGACAAUUGCCUUAGUGAUGGGCAGAUCUUGAAAGAGAACAUAACAAGUGGCUAGAAAUGGGAACAUGGACUUAAUCCUUUAUACAUGUGCUCUGGGCUUCCAGUCUUUGCAAACAGUAUGCAGCCCAGAAAAUCCACUGGAACAUCUCUGGUUAGGACCAGUUGUUGCUGUAAGUUGUAGGAAACUCCACUCCUUUCUAUGACAUGAUUAUGGGGAGUAUGUGGGAACACAGUGGUGUGAUGUCAGAUUAGAAUGGAUCCUGCAAGUGGUGAAUAGGUGAGAAUACUUAUGCACAUUUUUUGGUACUGUAUAUUUUCACACUGUGCCAUAAUGGAUUUGAAGGGCCACCAAUGUUCUACCUCCUCAUGAUACAGCCUUUCAUUGCCCUGAGGAAAUGUCCUCAGGCACUUUUUUUUAAAACAUUUUAUUUAGUGAUACAGAGUGGAAGAGGCCCUCGCAGCCACAGAGCCCAGCAACCUGUUGCAUAUUUUCAGUGUGUGUGCACAGCCACCUCUGACACUUGUGCUUCAUAUUCUGUUUGAAUGCUUUUGAAAUUUUCUGCCUAAUUUAACAGUGCUUUAAGGUCAGAGGUAUGGCAUUGUUAUGUAUCGUUGAAGAGUUUUUCGUACGGAAGGGAGAUCAAGGCUCUAUGUACUGUUUCUGAAAUUCUGUUGUGUAUGUUAUUUACUCAUCAGGUUGGAAUGUACCUGCAGAAUUCAGCCUGUUGGAUGGGACUAGUAUGUUUGAAGAUGCUGCAUUAAAUAGGUUGAUAACACUACAUUUAUUAAAUCCUAGUCUCCAAUAAUCUCUUGAGUUGAAUGUGUAUAACACUAAGGGUUAGUUGUCCAUAAUAGAUAGAAAAUUAAUACUCACUUCAAUAGCUUGAGCAGAACUUAUCAAUGGAAAUUUGUAGGGCUAAUUAGCAAACUGUACUUACAAAAUAGUUGUUUUUAUUUUAACAGCAUCUAAUCAUUUACUAACCACAGCAGUUGUAAUAGAAUUGGCUUGUAACUUUGGUAAAUGAAGAGGAGACAUUUGUAAGUGUUUCAUGUCCAAUGGGAGGAUGUACUUGUGAUUAAGGUCUGCAGGGAUUUGUAUCUUCCUAUUCCCUGUUCCGAAAGCAAACAUACAGUAAACAGAUUGUAAUUCCAUUCAUACCAGAAUGCAAUAUAUGAAGUAAGAAAAGAUUUUGAUUGAGGGAAAGAUGUAUUUGUUAGAAUAGAAAAAAUAGAAAUCAGAAUUUAAAAACCAACAAUUGCAAGGACCAGGGAUUUCAAAAUAGAAUGAUCCAGGUUAAUGUGUCUGUAAAUUAGCUGAUUGUUACUGGUUGAUUUCUUGCAGUGAGGAAAUUACUGUUAACCAGCACACUACUUAAAUUCAGAUUUCCUGUCAUGAAAAGCUGCAUGCAAAAUUAAUCUGUUGUUAAUCAUUUUAAAGGGUGGGGGACUACUGGUGAGACCAAGUUUACCUGAUCAUUGCUGUUCUGUUUCUCAAUCCAGAUUAAAACCUUUCUUAACUUAGUUUUGAUGGUCAAUCCAAAAAUGGUGGUUGUUCCCCCCCACCACACACACACCCUCACACACCCCCCACCCCCACACUGCACUUUGAUCUCUAUAUAUUUGGAAGAUAGGAUGAGGAGACACCACAGGGACAGCUUGUCAGUCCCUACUUGAACAUGAGGUGAAUCUGGUGAAACUCAGGGUAAAUGUGAAAUGCUGUUUGUUCUCUUGCGCAGGUGUAAGAAUGAGAAGCCCGUUUGAUGCCACAGGCGAUGAACUCUCCUGAGGCAAAGCCAGUUUACAGCACCUCUGCAUGCCUCACAACAGCUCACAUAUCCAUUCCCCGUGUGGGAAAAGUUUCUUUUAAUUCCCUUUUGACCUAUAGCCUUCCAAACCUUUGCUGUUUCCUCUGUUCAUGCAGCUAGCGCCUCUGUUCUUUUCCAUUUCCAUUUCAAUUAAACCUUGCUGCAGUUUACAGAAACGGUGAAGAUUGGAAAAUUACAGUUUGAGAAAAUGUGGGCACCUGGCUUAAACUGCAGAGCUAAAUGUAAUCUAUGCACUGUGGCAGAUAACCUGGUCUGUCUUCAACAAUUAUACUUUUAAUUUAAGCUAGUCUUUAGAUUGUUUAGUUGAUAUACUAGAUGAGGGAGUGAACAUGUCCAUAUGGAAGCUGUCAGUUAUGUCAGUGAUUAAUCAUAUGUGAAUUUUAAUUGGGAAAUAAUUUUGGAUUGCAUUCCCAAAACAAGUGAAUAGUAAUAAAUACAUUUUGAUUAUCUCCACUUUUUGAGCAGACUAAAGACAUGCUUAAUGAGGUUUUUUCACUCCACAUCAAGAUUUUACUCACCUACCUCUACUGAUCAUCCAGUUCCAUCGGUCAAUCCUGCUGUCGGGUAUUUUUCACACUUAUCAGGGCUAAUACAGUCAAGUACACAGUCAUUAAAUGAUCAGUUAAUGGAAUUUAAAACUACACAAACACAUAGGUGGCCACCAUUUUGCUUGUAUUUAUCUUAAGGCCAGAUUUUCUUUUCACAAGAUGUACCCACUGAUACCAUGAUUGGUGCAGAGAUGGUGGGUCACGGGACAGAUUGUUCUGUACAGAGAUGGUGGGUCACGGGACAGAUUGUUGUGUGCAGAGAUGGUGGGUCAUGGGACAGAUUGUUGUGUACAGAGAUGGUGGGUCACGGGACAGACUGUUGUGUACAAAGAUGGUGGGUCACGGGACAGAUUGUUGUUUACAGAGAUGGUGGGUCACGGGACAGACUGUUGUGUACAGUGAGGGUGGGUCACGGGUCAGAUUGUUGUGUACAGAGAUGGUGAGCCAUGGGUCAGAUUGUUGUGUGCAGAGAUGGUGGGUCACGGGACAGAUUGUUGUGUGCAGAGAUGGUGGGUCACGGGACAGAUUGUUGUGUACAGAGAUGGUGGGUCACGGGACAGAUUGUUGUGUACAGAGAUGGUGGGCCACGGAUCAGAUUGUUGUGUACAGAGAUGGUGGGUCACGGGACAGAUUGUUGUGUGCAGAGACGGUGGGUCACGGGACAGAUUGUUGUGUACAGAGAUGGUGGAUCAUGGGACAGAUUGUUGUGUGCAGAGAUGGUGGGUCACGGGACAGACUGUUGUGUACAGUGAGGGUGGGUCACGGGUCAGAUUGUUGUGAGCAGAGAUGGUGAGCCACGGGUCAGAUUGUUGUGUGCAGAGAUGGUGGGUCAUGGGACAGAUUGUUGUGUGCAGAGAUGGUGGGUCACUGAAUAGGUUGUUGUGUACAGUGAUGGUGGGUCACAGGACGGGUUGCUGUGCUGUACUGGUGACUAGUUGGAAGAAAACUUGCAUAGUCCAUUUAAAAAAAAGACAAGUGUACCCUCCUCUCUAAUGUUUGGCCAAGUACUAGAAUUUCAAUAAUUGUUUAAUCAUGAGCACAACAUUUAUAUUUGAAGGAAAAUGGUGGUUGUGUUAGUUUAGUUCAGUUGCUAACACUUAGCGAGUGAGAAAAUUAUGGACAAUCACUACUUUAGAACUCUAGUACAUAAUUUAGGCUGACCCAAGUGAUGUUUAUGGAGUUGAUUUUCUCGGUCAAGGCUUUAAGCAAGGUGUUCUGUAAGUCUGCUGAGGUAUGCAUUAAAGACCUGUAUAGCAGUGGACCACAGGCUGAGCUGGCCAACAUUCCUCUCCUUCCUGUGUGUCACACUCAUUCUAAGUUACCCAAAUUGGCUGCUUUUAUUUACCCACAUAUCAAUACAUUACAAGAUAAUUGUAAGUGUGAAGCUCCUUGAGACGUUCAGGAGAUGUAAUUAGGUGCUAUGUGAAUGCAAUUUUUUUUAUUAUUGUAACAUACAAGGUAUUUAUCAAUGUAACUAAUUUGUGUUGCAAGAAUUCUGUGAAUAUGGAUGUAAGCUGGACUUUGUGAAGACUCCAGAGCAUGACUGAGGAAAAAUUUCUUAAUGUUAUUUCAUAAAAUGUAGAAAACAUGGCUUAAAAAUUUUAAAAUUCAUGGUGUGUUCAAGUGCUUGUCUCCAUAAUGGAACUUUUCCUAUCAUAUUGUGGUUCGUUGUGACUAAAGGAUAUCUUUUUUAAAUGGCAAGCAAUGAUUUGCUAAUGAAUUUAUCGAAACCUGUUUGUAAAGUUAUACCAGUGUUAUUUGUAUUUUAAUAUUUUUCAAUGAAAGGUGCGUCACCUAACAAUUGGUGAGAAUUAUUUUUAGUAUGAAUACUCUGUAAAUACAGCAAACUGAUUUAAAAAGCCUGUUUGCUGCAGUGUUUCAUUUGGUUAGAUGAUCGUGUGUGAAUACAGGUGAUGAAGCUUAACAUCUGAUUGGUGAUCACAACUUUUGACUUCUCCACCCUCUUCUCUUUUUUGCUCUGUCUUAAACUUAACUUCUGUUUCCUAUGUUUCAUCCACUUCUGUUCAGUUUUAGUCAUACCUGUUGAUUUCAGAUCCCUAAUGCACUUCCAGCACCAUUCUUGUUAUUCCAUGCCAUGUCCUUAAAAUGAAAAGAUGGCCUAUGGACAUAUUUGACUCGUAAAUGACAGACCUCUGUCCAUUCAAGUAGUUGGGCUGUUGGUGCCAGUCUUUGGGACUGUAGACCCAAGCUUCAGAGACUGGGCUCUUCUGUACAUGUAGUUGAGAUGCUUAUGACUAAACAGUUUGGUAAGAGAAGCAGUC